AUGCUACGUUCCUUUAUUGAGUCCAUUUUACUUUCAUUCGUCAAAUAUUCCAUUGAAUAUAAUUUUAAAUUAUUUCUUCUAGAAUCUUUAAGAUUUUUAUCUCAAAAAAAUUUUAAAAAUUACUCUAAAAAAAUUAAAAUUAAAAAUAAAUAUAUAGAAGCAAUCGCUGAUGGAGCUGAAGAAAUGCUUUACAAAUUGCUGUUAAAUCCGCAAUAUUAUGAAAAAGAUGUGCGACCAACUUUACAUCAUACGAUCCCAACGAAUAUUACUUUUGGAUUUUUGCUAAACCAAAUCGUUGAAAUGGAUGAGCGUAAUCAAAUCCUAACGACGCGAAGCUGGCUUAACAUUAAUUGGAUGGAUCCUCGUUUAAAAUGGAAUGUCACCCGAUGGCGAGGCAUAAAAACAAUGUAUGUGCCAUAUGAAAAAUUAUGGAAACCGGACAUAAUACUGGUCAAUAAUGCAGUUCGGCAUUAUCGUGAUGCUAUUGUGAGUACAGAUAUAAUGACAACGAACGAUGGUAAUAUUACUUGGUUAUUCUCAGCAAUAUUUAAAUCUUCUUGUCAAAUUCGAGUUCGCUAUUAUCCAUUUGAUGAUCAGGAAUGUGAGCUACGAUUUGCAUCAUGGUCGCAUGAUAUAACUGAAAUGGAUUUAAAUUUAGUCACUGAUAAAGGUGAUUUAUCGAGUUAUAUGAACAAUAGUGAGUUUGACUUAUUGGAAAUGACAGCAACUCGAGAAAUAAUCAAAUUUCCGAUAAAUCCAUCUAAAGAUUGGCCAGUUAUUGUCAUCAAAAUCCAUAUGCAUCGUCGACCGUUGUUCUAUGUUUUUAAUCACAUACUUCCAUGUGUUUUAAUAUCAUCGAUGGCGAUUUUAGCAUUUUUAAUGCCACCUGAAACCGGGGAAAAAAUAAACAUGUGUAUUACUACUAUAUUAAGCAUGGGAGUUUAUCUUCAAUCAAUAACGGAGUCAAUACCACCAACUUCCGAAGCUGUGCCGUUAAUAGGAAUGUAUUAUGUAAUGUCGCUAUUUAUGGUAUGCUUCGCAACUUUUAUCAAUGUCAUUAUUUUAAAUGUGAAUCGUAAGGGAAUAACGAAUCAAGGAAAGCGUAUCUCAUGGUGGAUGGAAAAAUAUAUUCUUGGUUAUAUGGCUUCAUUUGUUAGAUUAUCAAUACGUGAACCAAAUACAAUUACAAUAUUAAAAAUGCCUCAAGAUAAAAAUUCGAGGAGAUAUAGUACAAUUCGAAGUUGGAAAAGUAUUAGAAGUAUAUCUAAGCCAAAACGACAAAAUGAUUCGAAUUGUCCAUGCGAACAUUUCUGUAAAAAAGUUAAUUUUAAUGAUAAAUUUAAUAUGAUUGUUAUAAAAAAUGCGAAACUGAUAAAAUACCUUAAUCAGUCAUCUCAACGAACGUCAGACACUUCGUUUAUUAGAAUGGAUGAAAAUCGACCAAAAAUUUUAUCAGAUUUUGAAACACGUUUUCGAUCAAUCCUCAAAGAUAUAUAUAAAAGUUUACAGCAAUAUGAAAUUAGAGAAGAGAUAAUGGAUGAAAGGAAACGAAUUAUGUGGCAAUGGCGACAAUUAGCGACUGUAGUGGACAGAUUUCUCUUAGUACUUUUUUUCUUCGCAACUAUAUUUAUUAUUGCAUUCUUUUUAGUAAUUCCAGCUACAAUAAGUAAUCCUCAAAGCAAUUGA
Messenger RNA from Dracunculus medinensis (Guinea worm), 1686 nucleotides. The record is from the annotation of a GenBank genome assembly. NCBI's taxonomy places the organism in Eukaryota, Metazoa, Nematoda, Chromadorea, Rhabditida, Dracunculidae.